AUGACUAUUUAUGAAGGUAAUAAUUUAGAAUAUGCUAUUUCGCCAAAGCUUCUUCCUGAUAUUUAUGAAAUAGUUCCUGUAACUUAUGAUGAGACUAUAUUUUAUACUAACAAUGGUAUAAAGAAGUCAAUUGGACGUCUUAAACUUUCAGAAUAUGAAUGUGAUAUAAAUAGUCAACUUCCUAACAAUUUAUAUCUUAAAUAUACUGAAUCUUGUGUUACUAUCUAUUCAGAUUCAAAUCAGAAUGUACUAUUUAUGUUUAAUAAUAGUAGCAAUUAUGGUGCAUUUGCAGAAGAUGCUUUAUUAGUCUCAUGA
Scutellospora calospora is the source of this 315-nucleotide messenger RNA. The record is from the annotation of a GenBank genome assembly. Lineage: Eukaryota; Fungi; Glomeromycota; Glomeromycetes; Diversisporales; Gigasporaceae.